Messenger RNA from Pseudophryne corroboree (corroboree frog), 1312 nucleotides. Its product is annotated as pinopsin-like. Gene Ontology annotation, molecular function: G protein-coupled photoreceptor activity. Gene Ontology annotation, cellular component: plasma membrane; photoreceptor outer segment. NCBI's taxonomy places the organism in Eukaryota, Metazoa, Chordata, Amphibia, Anura, Myobatrachidae. The coding region runs from base 44 to 1087 and encodes 347 amino acids. The record is from RefSeq and is a predicted model, not a curated record. Gene Ontology annotation, biological process: G protein-coupled receptor signaling pathway; cellular response to light stimulus; visual perception. The transcript is spliced from 5 exons.
GCAUGUGUUGAACACUUUUUUUCUAUAUUAAGUCAACUGUAAAAUGAAAUUGGCAAACGUGUCGGCAUAUGAGACCCACGGACCUUUUGAUGGCCCCCAAUGGCCUCAUAUCGCCCCUCGUAGUACCUAUUUGAUGAUUGCUGUGCUUAUGGGCAUGGUGGUGGUUUUAGCUUUCCUUGUCAAUGGCAUGGUCAUAGUGGUCUCCAUCAAGUACAAGAAGCUGAGGUCUCCUUUGAACUACAUUUUGCUCAAUCUGGCCGUAGCUGAUUUAUUGGUUACUAUUUUUGGGAGCAGUGUUAGCUUCCACAACAACAUUUUUGGCUACUUUACACUAGGCAAAUCAAUUUGUGAGUUUGAAGGAUUCAUGGUGUCCUUAACAGGUAUAGUAGGCCUCUGGUCAUUGGCCAUAUUAGCCUUUGAAAGGUACAUAGUGAUCUGUAAACCCAUGGGGGAUUUCCGUUUCCAGCAGAGACAUGCGGUCAUGGGAUGUUCAUUCACCUGGAUAUGGGCUUUCAUAUGGACAUCUCCACCUCUCUUUGGCUGGUGCAGUUACGUUCCUGAAGGUCUCAGAACAUCUUGUGGGCCCAACUGGUACACUGGAGGGACCAACAACAACAGCUAUAUUAUGGCUUUGUUUACCACUUGCUUCAUUAUGCCUCUUAGUACCAUCAUAUUCUCCUAUUCAAACCUGCUAAUGGCACUGAGAGCAGUUGCUGCUCAGCAGAAAGACUCAGAAACGACUCAGCGGGCGGAGCGAGAGGUUACCAGGAUGGUUAUUGCUAUGGUAUUGGCCUUUCUCAUCUGCUGGUUACCCUAUGCUGCAUUUGCUAUUGUGAUGGCAUCCAAUAAGGACAUUGUAAUUGAACCCACAUUAGCAUCAAUGCCUUCAUACUUCUCCAAAACAGCCACUGUAUACAACCCUGUCAUCUACAUUUUCAUGAAUAAACAGUUUCGAGAUUGCUUAAUGAAGCUUCUGUGCUGUGGUCGCAAUCCAUUUGGCGGAGAGGAUGAGACCAGCGCAACCAGCGGCCGUACAGAUGUCACAUCAGUGUCUGAGGGAGGUGGGAACAAGGUCACACCAGCAUGAUAGAUCUGAUGACCAUUAGGAAAAAUUUUUGCAAGAAACAUUUUUUUUUUUAAGCAUAAUUUUGGUUCAUUCUUGAAAUAAAAUAAAACUCUGAAUUUUGUUUCAUAAAAAUAAGUAUAUUGAUUAUUAAAACUAAUGUUAUAUUUAUUCGAAAAAGCAGAGGGGUUAUUUAUGUAAAAGUCCUCAGUAACUAAAUAUCUAAUUUAUAAUAAAGUGUGUAAUAUA